Suncus etruscus (white-toothed pygmy shrew) is the source of this 1925-nucleotide messenger RNA. It is a transcript of the gene ABHD18, whose product is annotated as abhydrolase domain containing 18. The coding region runs from base 178 to 1170 and encodes 330 amino acids. NCBI's taxonomy places the organism in Eukaryota, Metazoa, Chordata, Mammalia, Eulipotyphla, Soricidae. The record is from RefSeq and is a predicted model, not a curated record. The transcript has 9 exons.
GUUUCAGUUCAUCGUGCCCAAUUCAUGGAGCAGCAAACACAGGCCCGUGUGCAUUCACCUGGCAGGCACCGGAGACCAUCACUACUGGCGGCGGCGGGUGCUGAUGGCAAGACCCAUGAUCCGCGAGGCAGGGAUGGCUUCUUUGCUGCUUGAGAACCCCUAUUAUAUCCUUCUGGGAUGCCAGAGCAGGGUCGGCUGCAGGCUGGGCUGGUCUGGGCUGUGCUGGACCUGGGCAUGCAGGGCACAGUUCCAAGGGCUGCUAAGAGGAAACCCAAGGAUCAGAUAAGGUCCAGCCUGCGGAACGUGUCGGAUCUGUUCGUGAUGGGAGGCGCCCUGGUGCUCGAGUCAGCCGCGCUGCUGCACUGGCUGGAGAGGGAGGGCUAUGGGCCGCUGGGCAUGACAGGCAUCUCCAUGGGCGGACAUAUGGCGUCCCUGGCCGUGUCCAACUGGCCCAAGCCCAUGCCGCUGGUCCCUUGCCUGUCCUGGUCCACUGCAUCUGGGGUUUUUACCACGGGCGUCCUCAGCAAGUCCAUCAACUGGCGGGAGCUGGAGAAGCAGUAUUACACGCAGACGGUUUACGAGGAGGAGAUCAUCCACAUGCUCGAAUACUGCGGGGCCGAUUCCUUCAAAACAGGCCAAGCGGAGGUGGCCUCAAGCAACACAGACCAGUUUGCUGGCCUGGGCCUGGUUCCCCAGGCUUUAAGUCUGGACACAAUGGGCUCAAACCCCACAGGAUGCCCUGAGUCUGGACACACACCCGUCUCAUCCCCCUCAAAUGGGCUCCUGCUGCAGGAUAGCUCUGGGCCAGAGAGUCUCACUCAGACUCUCCAAGACCACCGGCCAGGGCUUCUCCACCUCCUGGGCACAAAGCGAAGGCGGCGGCCGCGUCUGAAGGAGCCUCUAAUCUUCAUGAAGGGCGUCAUGGAUGAAUGCACCCAUGUGGGCAACUUCUCAGUCCCCGUGGAUCCAAGCCUCAUCAUCGUGGUCCAGGCCAAGGAAGACGCGUACAUCCCACGGUCAGGCGUUCGAAGCCUGCAGGAGAUCUGGCCGGGCUGUGAGGUCCGAUACCUGGAUGGGGGCCACAUCAGUGCCUACCUCUUCAAGCAGGGGCUCUUCAGACGUGCUAUCUAUGAUGCCUUUGACCGCUUCCUCCAGAAGUACGCCCAGUGACGGCCACCCAGCCAGGCCCCAUGGAUGCCCCCACUGCCACCCUGAGUUCAGGGUUCCUGUUCCAGAGCAGCUGCUGCCUUCGCAGUGUACUGGUGAAACGAGAAGCCAAUAUUCGGAUGAAAUGUGUUUGGUCCCUGUUUAUGAGGAUCACGUGUGUUCCCAGGAUCCAUACGAGAAUGUAUGCAUCUAGUCUGCUGUUGCUUUGGAUGAAGACUUUGCAUUUCAAAUUAUGAGUGAUUGUUUAAAACAGAUUUAUUCCUAGAAACCCUGUGGGUUUUUAGUAUAACUGAGAGAACUUGCUAUCAGUAUGACUGAUAAUCUCAGUGUGUAUUAUACACCCUUAAGAGUUCUUCUGCUGAUGACUUCAUCUGGGAAGCAAGCUCUUUCUGUUUCCUUUGGAUCCAGGGUAAAUUUGAACUUGGUGUGUGUGCUAUUGACCUUUUAUCUUUUAUUUUUUUAGUUCCCCCGUUUUGUGGGGAUGGAGACUUGGGGUCAUACCCAGUGGUGCUCAGGGAUCAUUCCUGACACUGCUGCGGUGCCCAGGAUCAAAUCAGUUGAUUUUUAUUUUAUUUCAUCAAUUCUUUUAACUUUUUUUUAAUUAAAUCUUAGUUUAUCUUUAAUUUUCUGCCAUGAAAAUACAAUGUAUUCAGUGUUAACUUGAAAUUCUAAGAAAUCUCGAUUGGUGAUGGGAGAGCUCUUGCCUUGCAAGCAGCCAACCUGGGUUUGAUCUCGGGUAUCCUGUAUGGUCCCCCUGA